UUAUGAAACAUUUAAUGGUUUUGUAAAAAAAAGCCGCGAGCUAAUUUAAAACCGCCAUUUUGUUAAUGGAUAAAAAGAUAAGAUUAUCACUACUGCUGUUUCAAACAUGUGCCGCUCUGAUCACUAUACAACUAACAGUUCCAUCACUUGCCUUCAAAAAGACAUCUAAUAUUGAUGAGUUUAUGGUUCAAAAUCAAAGAACCCGUAUGAGACAAAACUAUAUUCUACAAAGAGCUUUAAACAACGACAUGGACGACGCUGAAUUAGGAAUAACAUAUGUAACUAAACCAUUCGACACUAAUACUAAUACCGAAGAGUUACCAGAAUUCAUAGUAGAUUACGCAAAUAUGAUAAGAAACGAUAUUAUUUUAUUAGACAAUUCCUUUGAAACGAGGACUAGGAGAGGAAAUAUUAAAAAGGAAAAAUAUGGUCAAGGAGAUGGAAAUGAUAUCCCUUGUAGUUGUGAAGAGAAAACCAAGAAACCGAUAAUUUUGGGUGACGAUUACAUUCCUCGCUCCAUUGAAACUAGAAUCUGCAAUGAAAGUCUAUGUCCCCCACCCUAUGGUUGCCUCAAACGUUUUCAUAACAUAACUGUAUUGAAAAGAAAGAGAAACACAGAUGAGGAAUCUCAAGACGAACUACCCGAUGAUCUCAUGAAGAGAUGGAUCGCCGUGAAAAAAGUAGUAACGGUUGGAUGUAUGUGUGUCAGAGACUACAUUGACUAUAAUAACUGAGCUAUUGGCAAAGAAUCACGAUCAAGUUCUAAAAGAACACGAGAUAAAUGUAAAAAAAAUACGAAAAAAAAUUGAAACAUCUCAUAAAUAAUCAACAAAUGCAAUUUUAUGUAUCAUAAUAAAGUGAUAUUGUAGAAAUAUGAAAAAAUAUUAAGUAAAUAAUUGAUCUCUUUUUAGUUA
Molecule: messenger RNA, 914 nt
Organism: Nymphalis io (European peacock)
Lineage: Eukaryota; Metazoa; Arthropoda; Insecta; Lepidoptera; Nymphalidae
Gene: PTTH
Product: prothoracicotropic hormone-like
Exons: 5
Coding region: 66-734 (222 amino acids)
Source: RefSeq, a predicted model, not a curated record